UCCUCUUCCGCCUCCUCCCUCGUCCUCCCCUUCCCUCGUCCUCCUCCUCCCCCUCCUUUCCCUCCUUUUCCUCGUCGUCGUCCUCCUCCACCUCCUUCGCCCUCCUCCUCCCUCCUGCUCCCCUUCCGGGCGAGGCUACCCCGGCCAUGUUGGCAGCUCUGCGUGGCAACGCGGAGGCCCUGCACAUGCUCAUCGCAUCUGGCGCGCGGGUGGACGCCUGCGACGCGCGCGGCGACACAUGCCUGCACUACGCGAUCAGGGGCCGCUGCGAGGAGUGCCUGGACGCGCUCGCGUCGUGCCCCGGCGCGAGGGGGCUGCUGCAGCCCGAGGCGCGGGGCGGCCGCGCCGAGGAGCUCCAGGCGCUGGCGCGGUCGCUCUCCGAGGGCGCCUCGCCCGAGCCAGGGGAGGUGCAGAGGCAGCUGGCCGCGCUGCUGGCGCGGAGGCAUCGCGGCAGCGCCGCGCACAAGGGCACCAUGUCUGUGAAGCCUACCGCGGUCAGGCAACUCAGGGCGCGGGGCUCCUCUGUGCGCGCGUGGCUGCGCCCCGUUCCGCGCGGCGCAGUACAGUCGGCCCGGAUUAGUAGGUCGAC
Prorocentrum cordatum is the source of this 589-nucleotide messenger RNA. The record is from the annotation of a GenBank genome assembly. Lineage: Eukaryota; Dinophyceae; Prorocentrales; Prorocentraceae.